AUGGCUAACGAAAUGGAGACGUUUGCCGCUCGUCUGGCCACAUUUGACCUUGUCUUGCACCCGGAUAGACGAUCUUCCAGCUCGAAAUCAUCGCAGCCGAUAUCAUGGCCGCACAGCAGGCCUUCCCCGGCUGAGUUGGCGCAUGCCGGUUUCUUCUACAACCCCUACGAGACGAACCCGGACAACACAACCUGUUUUCUGUGUCGCAGAGCGCUCGAUGGAUGGGAGGAAGAUGACAACCCGAUUACGGAGCAUCUGAAGCAUGCGGGAAAUGAUUGUGGGUGGGCCGUUAUGAUGGAUAUACAGCAGCGUAGCUCGAACCCAGCCGAGAUAGAAGACCCUACAAGUGAACCGGUUGUCCAGGCAAGGUUGGCAACCUUCGGCGAAUCAUGGCCGCAUGAUGGCAAGAGGGGCUGGCUGUGCCAGUCAGAGAAGAUGGUUGAAGGUGGGUGGUACUUUUGCCCGAACGAAGAAAGCGCCGACCUGGCAAGCUGCGCCUACUGCAAGUUAUCGCUUGAUGGAUGGGAGCCUAAAGACAACCCAUAUGACGAACAUUACCGCCGUUCCUCGGACUGCUCGUUCUUCGUAUUCGCAAAGCCCACCAAGGGGAAGGGCUCACGAUCCAAGAAAGCCCGCACUUCCAAAGCCUCCCGCCAAUCAACACAAUCUACUGCGUCGGAAGCUUUCGCUUCGGACAUCGAGGAUAUGGACCACAGUGUGCUGGCCCCGCCAACCAAGGCUAAGUCCACGAAGAAGUCGUCCAAGUCGAAAUCGAAAUCCUCGAAGACCAAGAAAGACGAGCCUCAAGAAAUCCCGGCCCAGAUGGAUGUGGAUGGAGCGGAAUACGCCGAGCACGCCGAGGCCGAAACCUCAAAAUCGAAGCGUGGUACACGAGGCAGAAAGCGAUCCAGUGCCGAAGUGGAUAGGGACGCAAUGAGCAUCGCAGAUGAAGACACCGUGGAGCAGCCAGAGCCACCUACGAAAAAACGAGCUACGAAGAGAAGUAUCAGUCGAGCGCGAGCCCAGAGCAUAGUGUCUACCGAUGGCGCAGUCGAUACGCCAGAACAUGGAAACGAUGAUAUUGGCAAAGAGGAAGAUGCGAAACCAAGCCGUGGAAGAAGCAAGACGAAAUCUUCAAAAAGUCGCAAGGGCACCAGGGCAUCUUCAACUGCAACUGCAAAGAAAGCGUCAAAAUCUCGUGUCCCGCGAGACUCAGAACUCGACGCAGCGAUCGAAGCCGGACUCGACGGAGAUGAACCUCAGAACAUGGAAAUAGAAGAAACCAAGAUCGAAGAGGUUGCGCCCAAGCCUGCCUCAAAAAAGCCCAAGUCUAAGAAAAAAAACGCGAAGAAGGAGCAAGAACCGACCGAAGACGUGGUCGAACAUGUUGCCGAAGAAGGCCACAUGAUUCCCGAGCCCGAGCCCGAGCCCGAGGCGGACCAGCAAAUGGCGAACCCCGAGGUAGCCGAGCAACAAGAGCCUGAACCUACCGCAACUAAGAGCAAACGUCGCAGUUCAAGGAAGUCCACCGAUCGGGCAGAGGCCAAACAAACCACUACCGCGCCCGAGCAACAUGACCUUGACCCUACCGCAACGAAGAGCAAACGUCACAGUUCAAGGAAGUCGACCGAUCGGGCUGGGGCCAAAGAAAGCACUACCGCGCCCGAGCAAUCCGAAGCUCAAGAGGUAGAGGAAAAAGAUGACCACCGCCGGCAUGAAUCUUUCGUCUCGGUGGAAAUCAUUUCCAAGCCACCUGCGGACUACGGUGAGGUAGAAUCCAACAAGGAUGACAAGAAAACCAAGAAGAAGAAGAAGUCGUCGGAGAAAACCAAGAAGUCUAAGAAGGUUGACGAGGGCGACAUAACAGAAAAGACGGAGACGGCCGAAAAGACCGAGGAACCCGAAGAGGCGAAGAAGGUGGAAAAGAAGCGGGCGAGUCGACAGCCAGAAAUCCAAGAGACACCCAAGGUGCAAUCGCCUCAAUUGCCCCAGUCACACACGCCAGAACCAAACAAAGAGGAACAGAAGGAACAAGAGGGACCUGUGCAAGAUGAGCCAGGACGUCGCAGGUCGUCUAGAGUGCCUCCCAAGACGGCCGAGAGAUACAGCGACAUCCCCCAGGAAAAGCAAUAUGCCCGGUCCAUUGCUUCCGACAGAUCACCAGAAGACACUCGCCGUCCUCAUCCACAGGGCCAGGAAGACGGAGUCGUGUCUCCCAUUCCGUCUGCAUCUAGAGGAAGUCCUUCUCUGUCGCCACAGUCCUCAGAUGCUGAAAAUCACCCUCCCUCCUUGAAGGCUUCAACGCGUCAACCCCAGCCAUCAUCCCCGUCCAAAAAUGCAUCAGUCCGGUUUCCGCUGGCCACAAGUACCCCUUCCCCUUCGAAGCGAAAUGCCUCUGCAGGAAAAGUCCAAACAUCUAACCCAUGGGUUCCCAUCAAUAUUGAACACAUUCUGAUGGCCGGUGCCAACGACAAAGAAAAUGUCGAUCUCCAUGGUGCGUUCGGCAACCUGAAAGGCGAACUGUCAAGCCCUGAAAAGAAGAUGACGGUGGAGGAAUGGGUUAUGUGGAACGCAAAGAACGGGGAAGAGAGGCUGAAGCGAGAAUGCGAACGACUAGUCGGGCAGUUCGAGCGAGAAGGAGCUCGGGCAAUGCGCGCGUUGGAGGGAAUCGAGUGCAUCGAUUGA
Aspergillus mulundensis is the source of this 2685-nucleotide messenger RNA. RefSeq lists its product as uncharacterized. NCBI's taxonomy places the organism in Eukaryota, Fungi, Ascomycota, Eurotiomycetes, Eurotiales, Aspergillaceae. Bases 1 to 2685 code for a protein of 894 amino acids. The record is from RefSeq and is a predicted model, not a curated record. The transcript is spliced from 4 exons.